AUGGACUUCGAUGAUGGCGGCAGUGACAGUCAGGAAGGGCGUGACGACUUUCAGUCCCUGACUACAGACUUGGAGCCCUUUACUUGCGAUCACCCAUUGCUGAAGUUUGGCCAAGUUGGCUACAAUGGACCUGCUGGCUUCAUGUGGGACUUUGCCUAUGUCUAUGACAACCUUCAUGCUUUGGGCGAAAAGAAGCAGAAGUACAAGAUGUUAAAGGAGCUCCAGGAACAAUGCUGUGAAGGGCAACACUUGUCCAGGGAAGAUUUGCAUGUGAAAAAGGAAAGAAGGCGAGGGUGCUUGGCCGUUGAUGCAGUGAGCACAUUGCUUGUCUUGCACUUUUUGCUCGACUUGCUCAACAAAACAAGAACUGAUGCCAAAGCGCUGACUAUGAGAAACUAUUUCAAAGAUGUUGGCAUGCUGGUCACCCAGGAAGCAAGUCGCCACAAUGAUGUGCUGAAGUUUUCAGUUGGUGACUUUCCUAUGCAUGUUCUGCCUACAGGGAAGUUGCAAGGCUUUCGUUUGUGGCUCGGAAGACAUGUUCACAAACAGGUGGUUCAAUUGUGGCUUACACUGUGGAAGUGGAUGGCCAGGGAAGACAAUGGGCCACUUCUGACAGAAGACAUUUCCAGCAACGAUGAUGAGGAGCCAUCCUUGGUGGAUUUACUCAUGUUUUGUGUCAAUUUUAUACAUUCCUACAAGGCGGCCCAUUCGUUUCGACAGCCUCCCCCUUUCUCCACCGAUAGCAUGAGAAAUCUGCAACAAUGCGUUCUCAAGUUUGUGGCGUGGGUUGUCAACAAUGUGGUGCUUGAGAUGAUGACCCAGCAGGACGAUUCUCAGCCAGUGCCAUCCAGACGCGUGAGAAGGAACUCCGAUGCAAAUCUGCGGAAGAUGAGUCCUCAUGAGAUCUGGCGUGUCAUUGAGCAAAGCAAGGAUACUGGGGUGUCAUACCAAAAGAUUUGUGCUCUGCGAAAAGAUGACCCACAAGGAGGAAUCAGUGAGCAACUGACGUGGGUUUGGCAGAGAAAAUUGUUGUCAAUGUACAGGCAGUCAUCAAGGCUAAGUUUCUUCAAUGUGAAGAACUUCGCCAUUGUCACGGAUGCCUCAACUCAUAGCAACAAGGACUACCUGAUGAGCCUGGCCUAUGACCCUGUAAAUGGAGUAGGGGCUCACAUGUGCUCAGUUCACGUCAGGUCAACAAAAGUGUUACACCCACAGGAGAUGGAGCUGACACCAGAAGCAGAGCGCUUGGCAGCGAGACGGGAAAUUGAACGGCUUAGCAGCUUGAAGUUCUUGCAAGGCCUUUCGGCCCAGAUAUGCAAGUUGACUGACCUUUGCUUGGAUGAUUUUAAAUUUCCUGAAGUCUUGCUCAAAAUGUUGGAGCUGCAACCAGGCGAUAACUUCUUCUUUGACGACAAUGUCGCAGUGCUGAAUGGAGAGGAGUUUCAAUUAAGUCAAUUCAAUUGUCUGAUUUGCCUUGUUUGCAUUGCAUCAUGGACCAAGGCAAAGUUGGCUGCGCAGCUGCUGCCUUUGCUCAAGGGCGGACUUGCCAAGGCAAGCAGAUGGUUUUCCUGGAACGAAGGAGCUGCUGUCCAUUUGAAAGAAUGGCAUAGCUCCCUCAUGCUCCUCUCGUGGUACUUCCCAACAGAUCUUGACACUGAUGGUCAGUCUGGUUUGUUAGGCCUCAAAGGCUGUUUGACACAGAUGUAUUGGGAAGAUGCCCACAUCAUCUUCAGAGUUCAAUAUGGAAUGUGGUCGUGGUACUCGCAGCAGAUCCAUGAUGUCAAAAGCCCAGAGCAUGCAAUCAUUGAAUCUUUGGAAAUGGUCGAGUCAUGGAUGAGUCAUCAAUCUCUCCAGACCCUUGCUGAAUCGUGGAGCGCUCAAACUUGGGCCGAUGUUGAGCGGUUUGUGCCUGACCAGGAGGCCUUCAUUGCCAGAGUGAAUACCUAUGCUCUUGGAUGCUUGAUGAAUCGUUGCGCAACGCUUUCCAAGUUCUCAGCUCCACCUGAGACAUGGGUUGGGCUUCUAGAUCCCCAGCAAGCACAGGUGACAAGAAUGCGGCUCUUGAAGGAGUAUCGUUGGUUUCAAUCCUUGCGGUGCAGCAUGGCUCCUUUUGCAGCAGAGCUUGCCAGUGACAUUGAGACGGUCUUCGAUUUGCCUUGUCGUCAUUUGUGUCAUUUGUGUCAUUUGUGUCAUUUUGACUUUGGAGCAGCGCAAGAGCUGGCCAAGCUGCUGAUUGGUGGCUUUGCGGAUUCAAAAGUGGUUGAGGACAUUCACCAAGCAUGCAGGGUGGCCACGAACCCAGGCAGCAACAAGAAGCUCUCUGGAGCUACGUUGCAGCUUGUUUGCCAAUUCUCUGAGGUUUUGGACAAGAGAGGGAUCGUCCAUCCAGCUGCCCUAACCCGUGAAGAAUUCUUGGACAAGUGGCCUGAUGCCAGAGAUGAUUUCAACUGCCGCCAGGAAUUCAAAUCAUCCAGCCAUAGUCUACCAGCUCGCUACUCAGGGAUUCUGACGAAGAAGAUGUGGCGCACUGUCAGUGAGGAUUGGCUUCGAACCUCAUACGGGGCAUGGCAAUGGAUGAUUCAAUACUGCGGGCAAAGGCUUGCUGACCAAGGUGUUCGCCUGGAGGAUGGUCUUCUGAACCGCCUUGCUUUUCAAGGGCAAGUGAUUGAAGUCAAUUUUGUCUAUCUACUCAUUUUGGGCAAUUUGAAGUGGCAAGCCCUUGCUUGGCCGUUGAAGCUUGUGGACGCUGCUGAUGAUGAUUAUCGCAUGAUGCGAUGGGUUUUGGAUUCGUCGUCAAGUUGUCAAUGGCUGCAAUGCUCUCUGAACAUGCCAGCUUUUCAAACAAAGCUAGUCUGGAGCAAUGAGUUUGGCAUCCACUGGCAACAGGUUGGGCCUCCUGAAACAUUUGCGCAGAAUUGCUUGCGGCGCCAAUGGCCUGACAUUCACAGAUCUUUGCUUGAUGGGGAGGCAUCUUUUUGGCUCCGAAAUCAAAGAGAAGUCUAG
Cladocopium goreaui is the source of this 3003-nucleotide messenger RNA. The record is from the annotation of a GenBank genome assembly. NCBI's taxonomy places the organism in Eukaryota, Dinophyceae, Suessiales, Symbiodiniaceae.